ACCGUCCUUUUUUUCUUCUUUUUCUUUGGAAAAAAUCCAAAGGAGCAAGCCCUAGCUCGUCCGAAUCCAACCCCCUCGCCGAACAAAUGUCCGACCGCCGCCGGGACAAGGAGAGGCCCCGCGAGCGCGGCGGCUACGACCAGCCGCGGGAGCGCGACCACGACAGCCACCGCGACGCCGACCGCCACCGCGACCGGGACCGGGACGUCGACCGCCACCGCGACCGGGACCGGGACCGCGGCCAGGACAAGGAGCGGGAGCGGGACCGCGACCGGGACUGCCGCCGCGCCCGCAAGCGCUCGCGCUCCCGCUCCCCCUCGGCCGACAGGGACCGCGCCCGCCGCCGCCGCUCCCACUCCCACUCCCACCCCCACCGGUCCCGCUCCCCCGACGCCGCCCGCCACAAGCGCCGCCGCGAGGGGUCGCCCGUCGCCGACCGAAAGGAGGAGGACAGGAAGCCGGAUCCCCCCUCCGCCCCCAAGGCCGCCGAGGAGGCCGCCCCGGUGGGCGACGGGGACGUGGACGCCGAGGAGCUGGAGAUGAUGAAGAUGAUGGGGAUCCCCGUCGGGUUCGACUCCACCAAGGGCAAGUACGUCCCCGGCGCCGACGUCAGCGGCGUGCGCGCCGUCACCAAGCGCCAGCCGCGGCAGUACAUGAACCGCAGGGGCGGGUUCAACCGUCCCCUGCCGCCCGAGGUCAACCGCUGAGGAGGCUAUCUUCAUUACGGUAUUGCUUAUUGGUCUGACCUACUGUCUGCUUCACCUGUCAAAAAUUUACGGAACAUGUCUGCUUUCCAAAAUUCAACUUCGAAACCAUUUUGUUAUUUCUCUGUAGUCGAAAUCCUACUAAUCAGGUAUGUUGUUGGUAAAUCUAUUCAAGUAAAGUCCUUCAGAUCCUGGGGAUGAUGGUGCUCUUUAGUCCUUUCACCUAUUUGUCACUGACAAGGUUAUGCUUAAUUGCUAUACAGGAUUACUGAUUAUAGGAAAUGAGAUGUUUUAAGUUUUAUCUAGUUCCGAGCAAUAGCGUGACAGCAUAUCUGAUAUUAGUAAACCCUUCGAUUGCCUUGAAGCUUAUUAUCAUAAAUCUAUUCCUGAACAAAACUCUUCUCUUUUUACAAUUGUUCCUUGACACAACUCAGUGUUUGCUGUACAGGGCUCUGUACUUCUAGCCUGUUAUUACAUUGAUUGAGUUUUUUAUAUUCUGUUGAGAUCGUACAACAUGAUUUCAGAUAUAAACCGUGUAAAAAAAGUCUGAUAAGAAUUCCAAUCGGACUAGGAAUCCCCAAGGCUUGUGAGCAAUACCUCUCCAGACAGAUUUAGCAUGAGACUGAAAAUAAUUUUCUAUGAGCCACCAGUUUGGGCUUGUGAAAUUAUUAUCAGUAGACACCAAAAUAGGGGUAUGAUCACUGAUGAUGAUAGAACCUUAUAAACAGUAGACACCAAAAUAGGGGAAGAAGCCUCAUCAUUCAGCAUUAACCAAGCACCUCUCUAGAUUUUCAUAAAUAGGUUCUGAAGAGUAAUGCCUGUUAGUCCAAGUAUAAGCAGGACCACUAAAAACUAAAUCAAUUAGGCCACAUUGCUUAACAAGGUCACAGAAUGCACGCAUAUGGUAUAUAUUAAGAUUAGGAGAGCUUUUGUCUACAUCAUAGAGUGUUGUUGAGAUCUCCCAUAGAUAAGCUGGCCUAAGUUAUCAUACACAACAGAGGCAAUUUGAUCCCAGAUCUGACUAGUCUGACGGUGGGGGAGCACCAUAGAUGCAAACUAGCGCAAACUCUACCCUAGUAACUAUUCUUACAACCGAGGCUAAUACUUAUAAAAGCUAUAAGUAUGAACAUUAACUUGGACAUCGUCAUUCCACAUGGGCCAUAGACCUCCUGAGCCACCCUGAUGGAACUACUACACUAUCAACAUUCAACAACAUCGAAACAGUUAACAAGAUUAGCCGAAUUAACAUUAGAAGAUUUUAUUCCUGAAACGUAGGUUACCUGAGCAUUAGUGGAGCUGGUAGGACUAGGGUCCCUACCAGGCCUCCGGCGUAGGUUGUAUGGACAGGGAGGAGGGGGACGGAGUCUGGAGCGGGCGCGCCGGCGGUCGGGCGCCGUCGCGGCUAGGGUUGGGAGAGGCGGCUAGGGUUCCGGCUCCUUGGGGAGCCGGGCAACAGAAGAUUAUAAUAUCUUUAUUGCUUGAUCUCCAACGGUGUCUUACAACUACUCCCUCCGUC
Messenger RNA from Triticum aestivum (bread wheat), 2220 nucleotides. RefSeq names its product U4/U6.U5 small nuclear ribonucleoprotein 27 kDa protein. The transcript is spliced from 2 exons. Gene Ontology annotation, biological process: RNA splicing. Lineage: Eukaryota; Viridiplantae; Streptophyta; Magnoliopsida; Poales; Poaceae. Gene Ontology annotation, cellular component: precatalytic spliceosome. The record is from RefSeq and is a predicted model, not a curated record. Bases 87 to 707 code for a protein of 206 amino acids.